Molecule: messenger RNA, 1809 nt
Organism: Morchella importuna
Lineage: Eukaryota; Fungi; Ascomycota; Pezizomycetes; Pezizales; Morchellaceae
Exons: 2
Coding region: 1-1809 (602 amino acids)
Source: RefSeq, a predicted model, not a curated record
AUGAAGCCCUCAACGCACCGGUAUAUCCUCGCUCCGACCCUUAUUGGCAUUCACGCCAUCCUUCUCCUCCCGUUAAUCUUCCCACCCAAAGUCCUCCGGCCACCACACUUCCCCGAUGCCAGCGGCGACCCAUGGCCGGCUUACGGAACAACACCACAGCAGCAGAGGUUUAGGCGGUUACAUUUGAGGUAUUCAGUACCGUUUGGUUUUGCGGGCAUAGCUGGGGUCUGGAUAUCGAAGCAGCUGGCGGGGAAUAUACCACUGCCAAAAGACCCGCGGAGGAAGCUGCUGGCAAUGUGGCUGGAAAGCAGUGUGCUGUUUGGGAUUGGGGUACUGGAGGAAAUAUGGAGAUAUGGGUUAGUGAGGUUGUUGGUGGGGUAUAUGGGCGGCCAUGGGGGGUAUAGGGGGAGCACCGUAAUGAGUAGAGAUGAAGGGGAUUUUGAAGGAGAUUUUGAAGGGCCUCCGACGUUGUGGGAAGGGUUAUAUGUUAUGGCGUGGGUGUGGAGUAUUUUCGAAUGUUUGUACUCAUGGUACGGAGUACGCCCCAAUCCCCACGAUUGCGGAAAGCAUCAUACCCAGUCUUCCCCAAUAUCAGCAUCAAAGAGAAUUCAAGCCCAUUUCCGCCGAAACUCUGAAGGCCUCACCCAUGCAUCACACUACCAGCGUCCUCCUCUCGGAAAAAGGACAAUAAGUGACUCCAUUAUGGGAGGCGCCAGUGACGAAACAAGAGCAGUUUUCAACCCUUUCGGCCGCAAAAAACGGGAUACGACCGCCGUGAAACCAAGAGAAAUAGAAGACAGGUCCAUUCACUGUGUGGAUAACAAUACAACGGCAGCUGAGAGCGAGAGCUCGCGUACAGCUUACGAUGAGUCCAUCAGGCCGACGAACAGCUCACUCUUGGUCAAAGGCAAGAAUACUAUGGAUGGGGAUUUAGAGACUGGGCUCUUAUCACGCCUGAGGGAGAUUAGGCGUGAACAGGCGGAAGAACAGGCCGAUUCGGACAAUGGCUACGGGGAUGACGAGGAGUCUGUUUCAUCGGGCUCCGAAGACAACGACUCUGCUCGGAGCUCUAUCGAUAGUGCGAGGUUUGAGUCUGUUACACCUCUGUUGAGCUCCUCGCUCCCAUACGACCCCAGCCAACAGCAUCCGCAUCAUGAGAGCCAGGCAUUGUUGCAGAACCAACGACAACAGAUCACCUAUAACACCAUGGCCACUGCUAACUCACUGCCUCUGGAACCAACAGAUGACAACAACGAAGACGAAGUCGUCACCGUGCAUGACUGCGACAACCACAACAGCAGCAAUGAAAACCGAUUUAGUGAUCACGGCAGAGAUUCAACCCCAAAGACGCAGAGAAGCCCUAUUGAUAGGGUCUACCCUUCGUACCCUCCAUACUCUGCAGCCUGCAAUCACGCCCAUUUUUCAGCCACCACUUCCGCACCAGGUCCUUCUGCGGGCUAUGGUACUGCCGCGGUGAUCAACCGUUCUGUUCCACCGAAACGGAAAUCGAUAAACAACCCCCCCAAGGAACCGCGAUGUAGCAGCAAGACAGUCUACGGAGCAAACGUCAAUACACUCCCAUUGCACCUCCCCGUACUUUGGAGGACUGCCGCCUUGCUACGGCAUAUUUCCCACGCCUUGAUCUAUGCAUGGGCACCAGCAUUGGUUUUCAAUGGCCACUUUCAGUGGGCCUCGUUCCUUGUGUUGUUUCUACUGGCUGUAAAGAAAGGGUGGUCGACUAUGGAAUGGUUUGGCGGCGGAGCAUCAAGGUUUGUGCACCAGCUCCUGAUCCCCAAGCGAAAUAUUUGA